Molecule: messenger RNA, 1101 nt
Organism: Saprolegnia parasitica CBS 223.65
Lineage: Eukaryota; Oomycota; Saprolegniomycetes; Saprolegniales; Saprolegniaceae
Exons: 1
Coding region: 1-1101 (366 amino acids)
Source: RefSeq, a predicted model, not a curated record
AUGGGCGGCUCGGGCCUCUGCACGGGCUGGCUCUUUGGCGCGGACGGCUACCUGCUCACCAACAACCACUGCAUUGGCACGGCGGCGGUCGCGGCGAGAACGUUGGUCGAGCUUGGUGCGGCCUGCGCGACCUGCAACGACCCGAGGAACAACGUGCAGCUGGCGUGCACGGGCACGGUCGCCGCGUCAAGCGUCGAGUUGAUCGCGACAAGCGUCGAGUUGGACUUUUCGCUCGUCAAGCUCAACCUCCUCCUGGACAUGGACCUCUCGAGCUACGGGUACCGGUACCUUCAAGCACGUGAGAGCCCGCCGACGCUGCACGAACCCGUUUGGCUGGUGGGCCAUCCCGGCGGCAAGCCAAAGCGGAUCGUAACCAUCACGGACGGCGGCACAACGGGCUCGAUCGUGUCGCUGAACGUCACCAACAGCUGCCGGAGCAACGAAGUCGGGUACCUCCUCCACACGCAAGGCGGCUCGUCGGGGUCACCAGUCCUGAGCCAGCGCGACAACAGCGUCAUUGCACUCCACAACUGCGGCGGCUGCAGCGCCAAGUCGCCGUCCAACGCCGGCAUCCCGAUCACACGCAUCCUCGCGUAUCUGCGAUCGAGUGGCGUCACGCUGCCACCGAAUGCCAUCAUGCCAACGCCAACGCCGACACCGACGACUACACCGACACCGACGCCGACAUCGACGCCGAUUCGACUUUGCACCACCUCGAACCGCGUUUUGUACGAGUACGACGCGAGCCUGUACCUCGGCAAACUCUACUUUCACACCAACGACCAGUUCGAGUUGGACGAAUCGACCGGCGCGGUCCGCGCCGCCAGCAACGGCCAGUGCUUGGACGCGUACUUGGACGGCAGUAGCUACCACCUCCACACGUACGUCUGCGACGCGUCCAAUGUCAACCAGCGCUGGACGAUCACCAACGGCCAAGUCCAGCACCGCACCCACGGCCUCUGCCUCACGACGGUCGCGGGGGCCAGCGCGAUCGGCGUCGCCGACUGCGACACCAGCGCCGAGCGUCAGUGGAUCUCGCCCACCAAUUGCCGGGCAAAGCAAGCGCGCAGUGCAUCUGUGCUAGGACGUCGACGUGAGUGA